AUGAAUCGUGUCAUACAAACGAUAGCUCUCAUCUUUCUAGGUUGUUGUUCAAAUGUUAUAUUUCUGGAAUUUAUUGUUAGACCAUAUCCAGGAAGUGGAAAUAUUAUAACAUUUGCACAAUUUCUCUUUAUUGCCAUUGAAGGUUGCAUUAAUUAUUAUCAAUGGGGUGGAGUACAACGACAUGUUCCACUCAAAAAUUAUGGAAUAUUGGUAUUAAUGUUUUUCUUAGUUAGUGUUAUUAAUAAUUAUGCAUUGAAUUUCAAUAUACCAAUGCCAUUACAUAUGAUAUUUCGAUCAGGCUCAUUAAUUGCGAAUCUUAUUUUGGGCAUGAUUAUAUUGAAGAAAAGAUAUAAAUUUCGUGAAAUUCUUUCAGUAGUUUUAAUUACAUUUGGAAUUAUUUUAGCAACAUAUGCUUCAAGUCAAUCAUUGAACAAACAAAAGUCAGCAAAUAAUAUCAAAAUUGAUCAAACAGAACCAGAUGUUUUCCGAUGGACUAUAGGUAUUUGUAUGUUAGUUUUUGCUCUACUUGUUUCGGCAUUAAUGGGUAUUUAUCAAGAAACAAUUUAUGCAAAAUAUGGUAAACAUCCUCAAGAAGCACUAUUCUAUUCACAUCUGUUACCUUUACCAUUAUUUGCACUGGUUGGAAAAGAUAUUUAUCAGCAUGCUCAAUUAUUUAAUCAAUCAACUUGGCUACCUAUUUUUUCUAAUGUUGGUGUUCCAAUAAUGUGGGCGUAUUUAUUUUGUAAUGUCUUGACACAAUAUUUUUGUAUUAGAUCUGUAUUUAUAUUGACAACAGAAUGUCCAUCAUUAAUUGUGACAUUAGUAAUAACAUUACGAAAAUUUGUUAGUCUACUUUUUUCAAUAAUUUAUUUUCAAAAUGAAUUUACAUUCAAUCAUUGGAUUGGUACAGCAUCAGUUUUUCUAGGAACAUUUCUAUUUAGUAAUAUUCACAAUGAAAUUAUUCGUUUUUUUCGAAGACCAAUAAACGACCAUGUAGAUUAG
Messenger RNA from Adineta steineri, 1002 nucleotides. Lineage: Eukaryota; Metazoa; Rotifera; Eurotatoria; Adinetida; Adinetidae. The record is from the annotation of a GenBank genome assembly.